CUACUAAACUCUAACCAAUGGACAAUCAUAACUUACAAUCUAUAUUCAGUUAUCUAUGUGGAAUUAAAUUUUAUUAAAUUUAAAUUUACAUGAUUUAGAAUUUUUAAUAUUUACAUGAUUUCAAUUUAUUUUCUAUCAAUUUUUUUUAUAAAUUAAUUAAAAUUAAAUACAUAAAUAUGUUUCUUAAAAAGUUUUUUUUUAGAUUAGUAGUCUUCUCGAGAAGUCUUCUGGAAAAGAUUACAUUAUCUCGAGAAAACUUCUCAGCACUAUAAUCGUAAAAAAAAAUAUUUUUGUUUGUUCAUAAGGAGAUAUUUAUAAAUUCACUAUCAUUUUAAGUUAUUUUUUUUUGGAUCGAAUUUGAGCUAUAGAUUGUUAUUUAAAUUCAAAAUUUUAAGUUAUUUUUGACAAAUUCCCCUUCAUGUAAUGUUUAUACUUAAAUAGAAUAGAUAUUGCUGUAAAUGAAAAAUUAGAAUAUUAAAUUAUUCUUACAAGUACAAAAAUUAGAUUUAUAAAGUUAAUAAUAUAUAUCAGAUAUACGAUACAUGCAUGGAUUUGGUGGUAUAUUGUUUCGUGAAUCAGCCCAUCUUCUCGAAGAUAUAGAUCAAAGGAAAUAGAAGAUUUUGUCGAAGGAAUCCAAGAUGUCAUGCCCUAGACCAUGUUUCGCAACAGCUUUUGAGGUAUUAUUGAGCAGUGAUGACAAAAAGGAACGAAACUCAGACUUUAAUGCAUCUACCAAGUUGAAGCACUCUCUCAACCAAAAGAGCGGAAGAAGAAAAAGUGAUGCUAUCUCCAUUGAGGAUGUCAGGGAUGUGGAGGAGCUCCAGGCCGUUGAUGCCUUCCGACAUGCAUUGUUAACCGACGAGCUGCUUCCAAGUAGACACGAUGACUAUCGCAUGAUGUUGAGGUUCUUGAAAGCCAGGAAUUUUGACAUUGAGAAAGCAAAACUCAUGUGGGCUGAUAUGAUACAAUGGAGGAAAGAGUUUGGCACUGAAACCAUUCUUCAGGAUUUUGAUUUCGAAGAGAUUAAUGAAGUUCUGGAGUAUUACCCGCACGGUUAUCACGGUGUUGAUAAAGAAGGCAGGCCUAUUUACAUUGAAAGACUGGGGAAAGUUGAUCCUAACAGACUCAUGCAAGUUACAAGCAUGGAUCGAUAUGUAAGAUAUCAUGUAAAGGAGUUUGAGAGGGGCUUUAUGAUCAAGUUUCCUUCCUGCACAAUUGCUGCUAAGAAGCAUAUUGACUCCAACACAACUAUUUUAGAUGUUCAGGGACUGGGAUUGAAAAACUUUACCAAGUCUGCUCGGGAGCUUAUCACACGAUUACAAAAGAUCGGUGGGGAUUAUUAUCCUGAGACUCUACACCAAAUGUUUAUUGUGAAUGCAGGGCCUGCAUUCAGACUGCUUUGGAGUACUGUGAAGAACUUUAUAGACCCAAAAACAACAUCCAAAAUUCAUGUCCUUGGAUACAACUAUAUGACCAAAUUGCUUGAAGUGAUUGAUGUCAAUGAGUUGCCUGAGUUCUUGGGAGGUGCAUGUACUUGCGCGGAUCAAGGUGGUUGCAUGCUUUCUGACAAGGGACCAUGGAAAAACCCGGAGAUUGUGAAGAUGGUGCUUCAUGGGGGAGCAUAUCGGACGAAGCAAGUGGUGAAAGUUUUGAACAGCGUGGGGAAAGUCAUUGAUUAUCCAUGGAUAAAUGGAAGUGACACUUCCACUGCAGAGUCUGGAUCUGAUGCAGAAGAUAUUGGGUGAAACGAGCUUGGCCGGUAGUUUUCCGGGCUAUAAUGAGUAUGCACCCAGUGGCGGAGCUAUGUAGUGGGGGAGGAGGGGGGUCAGCGUCACCCCUAUCACUUCUAUAUAAAAAAAAGAAAAGAUAUUUCAAUUAUGUUUGUUAGGUAGUUGUUCGAAUCUUUAGUUUGAUCCCCAUGUUUUAAGAUCAAAUCUCUCCCUUGACCCAACUUAAUACUCUCUUUUUUCAGUCUCUGCUUUUUUUUUUCUUUUUUUGGUAAAAACCAUUGUGUUUUCUCUUUUGGUUUGAUAUUUUAGAACUAUUUAUUAUAGAGAUUUUUGUUUCUACUAUGGGACAUAUAUAUUAACAAUAUAUAGUUUUUAUACAUAAGAGUAUAACAUUUUUUUUUACAUUUUUUGGUUACAAAUUAGGUGUGAAGGAAUGACGAAUAGUAAACAUAAGCUUUCAGUUUUUUUUCAAUAGACAAACAACAGAAACAAUUACAGAAAGCAUAUCUCCACAUUUUAAUCUUUAAUACUCUUCGCGAGUAAUUUUAUGUUUAUAUAUAUAUGGUUU
Molecule: messenger RNA, 2298 nt
Organism: Brassica napus (rape)
Lineage: Eukaryota; Viridiplantae; Streptophyta; Magnoliopsida; Brassicales; Brassicaceae
Product: phosphatidylinositol/phosphatidylcholine transfer protein SFH8
Exons: 9
Coding region: 639-1745 (368 amino acids)
Source: RefSeq, a predicted model, not a curated record